This is a messenger RNA of Dama dama (fallow deer), 321 nucleotides long. RefSeq names its product large ribosomal subunit protein uL16-like. The transcript is spliced from 2 exons. Gene Ontology annotation, molecular function: structural constituent of ribosome. Gene Ontology annotation, cellular component: ribosome; cytosolic large ribosomal subunit. Bases 1 to 321 code for a protein of 106 amino acids. NCBI's taxonomy places the organism in Eukaryota, Metazoa, Chordata, Mammalia, Artiodactyla, Cervidae. The record is from RefSeq and is a predicted model, not a curated record. Gene Ontology annotation, biological process: translation; ribosomal large subunit assembly.
AUGGGACUCCAGACAGGUAUGCGUGGUGCCUUUGGAAAGCCCCAGGGCACAGUGGCCAGGGUCCACCUUGGCCAGGUCAUAAUGUCCAUCCGCACCAAGCUGCAGAACAAGGAGCAUGUGAUUGAAGCCCUCCGCUGGGCCAAGUUCUAUUUCCCUGGCCGUCAGAAGAUCCACAUCUUCAAGAAGUGGAGAUUUACCAAGUUCAGUACGGAUGAAUUUGAGAACAUGGUGGCAGAAAAGCGACUCAUCCCGGAUGGCUGUGCGGUCAAAUACAUCCCUAAUUGUGGUCCCCUGGACAAAUGUCGGGCCCUGCACUCAUGA